GAGAAGAAGAAGAGGAAGAAGAAGAAGAAGAAGAAGAAGAAGAAGGGUGAAGAGGGCCAACGACGAGACGAAGUAGCCCGCCAGAAAUAGCUAAUAUGACAUUCACUCUGAGACGGGCGGCCAGCCGGCCCGGACGAACGCGCUGUCACAGCGCAGAUUUUGGCGAUAGAAACGUGCGAACACACGGGGCCCCCCCUAGAGAGGGCCCCCGACCCGAAGAGGCCGCCGUAAGGCGGUCAAACGCUCUCAGGCAUGGAGCAGUUCGAGCAACUGCUAACGUGCGCGAUAUGCCUGGAUCGCUACAGGAACCCGAAGCUUUUACCAUGCCAGCACAGCUUUUGCAUGGAGCCGUGCAUGGACGGCCUCGUCGAUUAUGUUCGUCGACAGGUCAAAUGCCCGGAAUGUCGUGCAGAACAUCGUAUACCUUAUCAGGGUGUUCAAGCCUUCCCUACCAACGUGACGCUACAACGAUUUUUGGAAUUACACAUAGAGAUCACAGGGGAAUUGCCAGAUCCAACUAGUGGUCAGACCAUGGAACGAUGUGGUGUCUGUUCAGAAAAGAGCUACUGUUCCCUCUGCGUCCAUUGUGAGAAGAAAUGUUGUCCUGAAUGCAAGGACGCCCAUAUGGACAUCCUCAGACGUGAAAUAACUCGUAUCAACUCCCAGGUUCGAAGAGGUCUCCAUAGGCUACAAGAUGCCCUGGCAUUGGUCGAAAAAAAUACGUUGGGUCUGCAAACUAAUUGUGCUGCAGUUGCCGAAGAAGUAGACGAGAUUUAUAGAAGAUUGAGCAAAGCUUUAAAAGACCGAACGGAAUAUCUACGCAACGAGGUCGAUCGGUACUUAGGUACCGAGUUACGUGGUCUGAUACAACUCAAAGAGAAUCUCGAAUUGGAAAUCGCAAACAUUCAAAGUAACUGCGAUUUGGCAGAGGCUCACAUCAAUGAGAAUGUUCCUUGGGACGACUCGGAGCUUCUCGAUACGAAAGAACUUUUUCUACGUACGGUAGAAUUCAUCAGAAAUUUCGAGUACGAAGCCGGGGAUUACAGUAGACGAGUGCGUUUCAUGAUGGCUCACGAUCCAAAUCAAUUAGUUCUUCACGUGGCUGGUUAUGGGGAGCUCAACAUCAAACCGGAAAGCGGAACCGGAGGACUGUUAGGUAGUUCAAGCAGUUUAGCACCCCCAGGUGGUUCUCCGGGACUUAUGAGAAGCAAGAGCGAUCAUCGUCUUGCUUCGCAGUAUCGACAGCAGGAAGAGGAACGGCUAGCCAGGAAUCGAUACGUUCCUGAAUACGAAUACGAAGCACCUGAGUACGAUGCACCGAGGAACAAGUCACGUUAUAGAAGUCGCUUUAUGAGGCAUCGCGAUGGUGACGAUUCCGAUGGUGAUUCGAGAUCAACGGUGAGAUUCACGUCGACGCCACAGGAAUCUGGAUUACGUGAGCGUGUAUUGGAUACGGAGGAUGCUGCCCGAGGACCUUUGUCCGGUAUUUUCCGUUUGACGGAUUCGCCGCGCGUCAUGAAGAAACUUCAAGAGUGCGAGAGAGCUGGCAAAAGAAAGAAGGAAGAAUCCGCUCAACCUGCGCAACCACAAACACCCAAACCUCAGGUACAAGUUAGAAUAGCACCGACGGCAAUGGCGAGACAAGUCAGCGAGGACGACGAAAUUUCCAGGAUCAAGAAGCAGAACAAGAACGCGGCACAGCCAACGGUGGAAACGGUGGAGGAACGACAGCCACAACCACCAACGGCGGCGGCCCAUCCACAAGCGAGAGAACAACCACAGACGGAGCGUGAAGCGGAGGAAGCUGCGGUCAGAAGACCACCCACGAUCGCGAGGAGAACCUCAACUGACACCCACGCUCCCGCAACUAGAAGCGCUUCCUCGGACUCUAGCACAGGCUCUGAGAGUUCAACGGGAUCGGGAAUUCGUAGCACGGGCGCCCCAUUCACCGCCGAGGAAAUGAAACAAAAAUAUCUGUCGAGAGCACCGCCAACAAAUACGACCACAAGCACGGUCACUGCCAGUUCCGGCAGAGAUUCCACGGCGAGCAGUGUUCCUGCUUCGAGGCCCUUCCAAAGCCGAUUCUUAGGCACAGGUAAUCGCGCGGCACCCCCACCACCAGCAACGACACAGCCAAGCAGAGAGGAAACAACAACAACGAAAAAGAAAGAGGAUGACGAGGAGGAUGAUGAGGAAGAGACAAGCAGUUCCUCCGAGGAAACAGAAUCUGAAACUGAAGAGGAGUCAGAAACUGAUACCCAUACGACGCCAACGACGUCAACCAUCCCAUCGUCGAUUCCUCAGGAUCGUCAAAGAAACGACGCUGCUAUGGCACGUACCGACAUAGGUGCAUUACUAGCACGAAGUGCCGAGGCCCGACGUGGAAGCAAGGAGGAUUCACCCUCGACCAGGUAUUCGACACCGAGGGGAAGUCCCGCGCAUAUCGUGACGAGCCCGACGAGCCCACUGACGAUGACGACGACGAGCGGCUCGAUGAUGACCGGAAGUGGUGCCGGAAGUGGUGUUCCGAUAUCCUCUACUGGUGGCUACUCCUCCAGCAGUAUCACUGACCGUCGUCUCGAGGGUAGCAAUCACGAGGCCGGCGAGCACCAACGCGAGGACGUUGUCAUCGACGGUCGUAAGGUGAACGGCUCGACGACCGUUUCUGAGAAACUCGAGGACGAGAAGAAGAGAGAGUAUAAGACUGAUAAGGACGAAGAAGAUGAAGAGGACGAGGAGGAGGAGGAGGAGGAGGAGGAGGAGGAAAUGGUGGAAGAUGAUAGUGAAAAGGCAGAUGGUCAUUUGAAGGACGAAGGAGAAGAGGAAGAAUCCUUAGCCGGCGAUGAAUCUACUUCGGAUUCGAUGGAGGACGAGGAUGAAAAGACAGUGAUCAGCGUUCACAAAGGAUCGGACAAUGAGAGAACGGCACGUAGUUCUUCGCUUCUCUCCGAUAGAAGUAACGGCGAUGACCUUUUCGACGAUAACGGUUGGCUCGUUACCGAUCAAGAUCUUCAAACGGACGGAUCUACGAGAUCGUCGAAGAAUCAAGAAUCAAAUUCGUUCGAAGUAGAGGACGACAGAAUGAUUGAGAAGGCAUCGGCAACGAUAGAGGAAACGAAAAGGGAAGACAUUUUGAACUCAACGAAAAUCCCUGAAAGUUCAUUCAGAAGCAGAGUGUACAGGCAGAGCAGUAUUGGGAAAAAUGGUUGGUUGAUUUCGGACGAGUCUGAAAGCGAAUCCGAAAGGGCAAUAUCCCCGGCAGGCUCGACUAAAAAUACGGAUAACGUUAGAAACGAAGAAGACGUCGAGAUAACAGAAGAGGAGGAUACGAAAGGAACGGUAGAAUCGAAAAAAGACAAUUGGAGCAUCGAGGAAAAUGGAUGGAUGAUAGUGAACGAGGAUGAAUCUACUGGUAGUAUCCCGAAUUUAUCGGGAUAUAAAGAUCCUUCUUCUUCGCCGGAGAAAACGGAGUUAAAGAGAGGAAGAUCGAGCACGAUCCGUUCCCAAACGACCACCGACCUCGUAACGAGAGCUAACGUCGAGAACGGCGCGUUAAUCGCGAACGCUAACCGUACUAAAGAAACUGAAAGAUCCGACGAGCACGAAGAUGCGACCGAUGUCGAUAUCAGUAUACCGAUGCAGAUGGUAACCACCGUCUUCUGUGUGUCCGUACUGUGUUACAGUGUUCUAAUGAACCUUUUCCUUUAAUCGUAGCUCACACACACCCUAUUCAUUAUUAUUUCUCCUUCGUUAUCCCGAUCCGACUUUCAUCAGCCACCAAUCAUCAUUCCGCCAACCCUAUUCGCAAUACUCCCUAUUUUCACCGGCUUCCUUCAAUGGUCGCGGCGGUUGUGCGUGUUAAAUAUUUUAUCAGCUGAAUGAAACGAAAAGAAACAUGUUUACAUACGAACGUACCUUUAUCGUUCAUACAUAUACAUACAUAUAUACAUAUAUAUAUAUAUAUAUAUACAUGGUAGAAAAGUUAUUUCUCAAUGAAAUAGUUUAGUCAGCCGCGUUAUUUAGUUGGCCCACAAAAAAGUUUCUCUUUCGUUCGAAAAAGAAAAGAAAUUGAGAAAAUAUUUACCAGCGCAAACCGCACGCGUUUCCGACAACGCGUAACGUCGAUAAACCUCCUUCUAGUACUAUAACCGCCUACAACCUUUAUUUCUCGUUUUUCGUCGUGUUCGUCUAAUUUCUCUCCAUAAAUAACGGUAUUACGGCUUCUUAAAAAAAAGAAAAAAGAAAAAACCAAAAAAAAAAAAAGGGGGAAAAAAAAGAAAAUAAAAGAAAAAAGAAAUAUGGUAAAAUGUUGCCGUACGUGUACGAGUUUACGCGUUAAUAACGGAGAAAAGGAAAAAAAUAAAGGAAAAAAUAAAGGAAAAAAAAAAAAAAAAUACGUCGCGUUCUCGGCUUCGUGAAUAACAUCGUGAUUUAAAUCAAUGAUCUCCACUUUUUUUCUUAUCAUUAACACUAAUUAAUAACUUUAAUGUGUUACACGAAUUCAUCAUUUUACCAUGUUUUAUUAAAAACCAAGGAGAAAGUGAACGGUAGAGAAAGAAAAUGAAAGAAAUUAAAAAAUCUAAGGUAGAAAAGUAAAAAAAAAAAAAAAAAAAAAAAAAAAAAAGAAAAAAAAAUUAAUCCGAAAUAAUUGGCAAAAAUAAUCAGGUAUUCGUUCGUCAAAAACUUUUUUUAUCGUUUCGGAUUAACACUAAUCUCUUUUCAUUUUUUUUUUUUUUUUGUUUUUGUUUUGUUUUGUUUUUUGUUUUGCACGCAAUAGUCUUGCACGACGCAAAACUCAUAUCCCUCAUAAAAAAAAAAAAAAAAGAAAAAAAAAAACGAAAAAAAAAGAACACAAAGAGAAAAACAAGCAAAAAAAGAAAAAAGAAAAAACAUUCAUUCAUUUUAAUUCGCUUAAAAUAUAUAAUCGAUGUUCCAUUGAUAUGUCUUUAUAAUAUAUAACACGUUCUUUGUCUCGCUUCAUCCUCGUUCGGAUGAUAAUUACGAUAUCAGACUCGAUGGACUUAUUAAUUAAUAGUUUGCAUUAUGCUUCUCGUAAACGUGCAUUUGAAAUAUUGUGAUAAUCGUAAGGCCGCGGAUUUUAGUCUAUCUUUUAGAAAUUGAUUCGCCAAGAAUCACGCUUCCACGCGUCUAAUUUUUUUUUUUUUUUUUUUUUUUUUUUUUUUUUUUAUCAUUAUUAUUAUUUUAGAUUAUACAAAUAGCUUUCGUAAUAUAAUUUUUUUUCUUUUUUUAUAUAAAAUUUCUACAUAAAAAACGUGUAUAUAUAUAUAUAUAUAUAUAUAUAUAUAUAUGUAUAUAUACGUAUAUAUAUUACGUACACACACGUACACAGACAUACACGCAUGUAUACGCGCGUUAAUCAAUCGCAUUAAAUAACAGAAAAGAAAAAAGAAAGAAAAAAAAAAAAAAAGAAAGAAAAAAGAAAUAGAAAGAAACGAGUGUAGUGAGAAACCGUCCUCCUAUGUUAAAGCAGCUUUUAAAAAGAAAAAGAAAAAGAAAAAAAAAAAGAAAAAAAAGGAAAAAAAACAAAAAGAAAAACCACGCAAAAACGAAGCUUUCAAAGUCGUUCCCAUAACAACGCGAUCUUUCGUCGGCGUUGCGUUAUCACGUGUUACAUUUAAAUACUAACACGUAAUUGUCCCAUCGUCGAUGAACUUUAUCGCGUGGUUACUUUUAAGUUUUUGUACUCUCUUCUGAUCCUAGCGGAAUACGUCGUUGCGUCAGUUUGUUGGUGUGGUAAAUAAACUGCAUUUCUUUGUGAUAA
Molecule: messenger RNA, 5782 nt
Organism: Vespa velutina
Lineage: Eukaryota; Metazoa; Arthropoda; Insecta; Hymenoptera; Vespidae
Gene: tn
Product: RING finger protein nhl-1
Exons: 12
Coding region: 253-3708 (1151 amino acids)
Biological process (GO): proteasome-mediated ubiquitin-dependent protein catabolic process; protein polyubiquitination; negative regulation of translation
Molecular function (GO): translation repressor activity; protein binding; metal ion binding
Source: RefSeq, a predicted model, not a curated record